UAAGAUAUAAUGAUUCUUCCAUCAUGGGUUUUGGAUGGAUUUUAACUAAUGAUAUUAAUUUAGAUCUAAAAUUUAGUGGAAAAACAGUUGAAUGGGCCAGCUCUACUAGAGCGGAAAUUUUUGCAAUAUUAACAUGUUUAAUUAUCUGUCCACCUAAUAGUCACGUGACCAUAUUUACUGAUAGUCAAUGUGCGAUAGACACGUACUACUCACUUCAACAUUAUAAAAUGACACCUCGAAGAUUACAAAAACUCAAUAAUGUUCUUUUAUGGCAAGCGAUAAAGUGGAUAAUCCAAUCACUUAAUUUAACAAUAAAACUCAACAAAGUACAAGCACAUUCAGGAAACACUUAUAAUGAUAUAGCAGACACAUUAGCUAAAGCAGGUUGUGAACAACCGGACAUAAUAUCUAUAUCACCAGUAGGAGUAAAACCUCAGAAAGGCUAUAUAAAAUUUAAUGAAGAGUUUAUCAUAGAUCGUAAUAUAAGGAAAACAUUAAAAAAACCAAUCAAUUUUAGAAAUAUCGAACGUCAAAUAUCGCAUCGCUCUCUACAUAUUAUCAAAACAUUUACUCUAGAACAACGCAUCAAUUGGGAAUACACACAGUAUUGGAUGUCUUUUAACCCAUUUCACAAGGCAACAUCACAAACAUAUAGUAAACAUGUUAGUUGGCGGAUGAAAUGCUCUAAUUACGCCUUACCCACUUUAGACGCUUUAAAUAGAAAUUACCCAGAUAUACUAAAAGGUUCUCUCGUUACGGAUGGGUCUUUAGGUUUUAUUUUUUUCUUUUCCCCAUUCGAAGUAUUAGCGUAGUUCUAGUAGUUUGAAUAGUAUUGUUCGAAGGGUGGGGUCCCGUAGGGGAUUAAUUUCCAAAAUUCUAUACUAGCCUAUUUGUACCAUCAUGUAAAUGAUGUUUUACUCUUAUUUUGUAAUAGUUUUGGGAGUACUACUCUUUUAGUAAUAAAAUAAAAUAAAUAAA
Molecule: messenger RNA, 978 nt
Organism: Rhizophagus irregularis DAOM 181602=DAOM 197198
Lineage: Eukaryota; Fungi; Glomeromycota; Glomeromycetes; Glomerales; Glomeraceae
Source: RefSeq, a predicted model, not a curated record